CAUGCGCACACACAUAACAGCGGCCGGUUGAGUCCAGACAGCUGUGCUGCGGAGCUCCGAGAAGCUGUGGAGAGGCCAGUUAUUCAGCGUAUCCGCACCCUUCGCUUUGGUCUACGAAAUCUUGGAUACGAUCUCACUCACGGACGGCCUCCAUUAGUCAAGUACACCAAGUAAAGAAAACAGUUUGAUGACAAAGAUUGGAGAUGUGUGCUGCUGUGUAUGUCUUGUCAACGGUAACGGGCUAUGUGCUCACCUCUGCCCUGCUGUUAAAGUGUCCAAAUCUUUUGCACCGGAAAAAGCGAGAGACCUUUGUCAGCAGACACAUUUCGCAUCGUGGAGGCGCAGGUGAAAACCUGGAAAACACCAUGGCAGCUUUCAAACAUGCUGUGGCUAUCGGCACGGACAUGCUUGAGCUGGACUGCCACCUGACCAAAGAUGAGCAGGUUGUGGUGUCGCAUGAUUCCAACUUGAGAAGGUCCUCAGGCCUCAAUGCCCAAAUCUGCAACAUGCCUUAUGCUGAGCUUCCUCCAUACCUCAGCAGGCUGGGUGUCACUUUUCAGAAGGAGUGUUACUGCGAGGGAGGAGAGGACAAACGUAUCCCUCUCCUCAGUGACGUUUUCGAUGCUUUUCCUAAUACCCCUAUCAACAUUGACAUUAAGACCAACAACGACACACUUAUACAGAAGGUGUCUGAGAUGGUUGUUCAGUAUGACAGAGAGCAUCUGACGGUGUGGGGCAAUGCUAGCAACCAGAUUGUCAAGAAGUGUUACAAAGAGAACCCUCGUAUUCCAGUGUUGUUCAGCUUUUCCAGAGUUCUGCAGCUUUUGGGCCUCUUCUACACCGGCCUUCUGCCCUUUGUUCCCCUCAAGGAGCAGUUUCUGGAGAUCCCCAUGCCCUCCAUUAUCUCCAAGCUUGAAGAUCCAAACACAAUAACAAGAAGUCAGCGAUUUAUGGCCUGGCUGGCAGACACUUUGCUGAUGAGGAAAGCUCUGUUCAACCAUCUAACUGCUCGGGGAAUACAGGUGUACAUUUGGGUACUGAACGACGACGAGGACUUCCAGAGGGCAUUUGACUUGGGAGCUACAGGCAUUAUGACAGAUUUUCCCACCAAGCUUAAAGACUUCAUGGACAGGAAUGGCAUGUCUAAUCCCCAGUGACCUGCCAAAAUCUACCUCACCCAAGCCCCACCGUGACGCGCCCACUUUAACUGAACGCAUUCCAGCAGAGCUGCUCUCACAACGAGCACUGCAGUGAAUAUGGAUCUUCUGCAUCAAGGAACCUUGUUCUGCUGGUAACACAACUUUUAAAUCACGCAUAAUCCUUGUAAAGUCACAUACCAUGUCUGCUUUGAACAGAUGCAGUGUGUGUUGGCGUUGUGUUUUUUGCAAGUUCUUUGACCCUUUGCUGCACUAUUAGACACCUGCACAUACAUACGCACAACAUUAGAAGAUUCUUAUUUGUGUUACAGAGUUAUUUAUGUACACAAUAUUUUAGAGGAUACCUGUAAAAACGGCAGAAAAUGAAAUGAAAUCUAUUUGAAACCUAGUGUUUACGAGUCUUACCAGUCUUCUGUACCAUAAUAUGUUUAUGGUGUUUGACUUGAAACACUUUUUACUACAGUAAAGACUUGAUGUUUUUUUUUUUUGUUUGUUACAUUUGACAUUUUUCAUGUGUUGGCCCCAGUGAAUACACCAGCAGCUGUUACUUGAUGCAUGAAAGUAAUGCUAAAUCUCCAGCUGCUUUAUGGUGUUCUGAGGAUUGUCUGUCAUUUAUAAAUGCAAUAAUCUAAGCUCCUUGGUGAAAUUUUAUGUUAGUGUAAAAGGAUAUAUGUUAGCUCUCAGCUCCACUGAAGCACAUUAGUUUUAGACAAUAAAAAUGCAGAAUGCUACAUAUUUAUUAAAAAUUAGAGCUAUGACAAAUUCAGUGUACCACUAUGUGAAAACACUGUUUUUAAAUGUUUGUCUCCAAAUACAGUGUGUUCCAUGUUGUAUAGCUGUGUCUACUUUAUGUGUAGUUGAUUAGUCUCUGUUUUUUUUGGUGUAAUAUGUACUUUGUUUGAAAUGACAGGGCAUAGAUUAUUCAUGCAUUAAUUAAGAGACAUUUUGCACAAAAUAAGAAACGUAUGUCUCAUAUUUUUUUACCUGUGUUAAAGUGAUUACAAUUGUAUGAAUAGUUAUAUGCUCAGCAGAUUUCUGGGUAAUACUCUACAUUUUGUGAUCAGUUAAAUGGAAAAGUGUUAAAAAGGAGCAGGGAUGAAUGUAUUGUGUAUAUAGUUUGUUGCUGAUCUGUAAAAUGUGGUUUGUUGUAAGUGUAGCCUGAGAUUUUCUUGUUUUGAUAAGACUUCUCUAUCCAAAAUCGUUCUUUACACAUCUGUCCAUUCACAGUCUAUAUUGCACAUACUGUAUUAAUGAAUAAACUCUAUAUUUGUUUUGAUAAAAUGU
Molecule: messenger RNA, 2441 nt
Organism: Betta splendens (Siamese fighting fish)
Lineage: Eukaryota; Metazoa; Chordata; Actinopteri; Anabantiformes; Osphronemidae
Gene: gdpd1
Product: glycerophosphodiester phosphodiesterase domain containing 1
Exons: 11
Coding region: 204-1157 (317 amino acids)
Biological process (GO): glycerophospholipid catabolic process; N-acylethanolamine metabolic process
Cellular component (GO): endoplasmic reticulum membrane
Molecular function (GO): phosphoric diester hydrolase activity; phosphatidylcholine lysophospholipase A1 activity
Source: RefSeq, a predicted model, not a curated record